CCCUCCUCGGACGUGGCGGGGGAGGGGCUGGCGCGGAGCGGCGCCGCCGCCGCCGCGAUGUGGCAGAAGUCGGUGUGCGUGGGGCUGCUGGCCCUGGCCGUGGGCUACCUCUGCCUGCUGGGCCCCGAGCUGCCCCAGUCGGCGCUGCAGCACCUCUCCGCCUCGCUGCUGGGCGGGCUGCGCCGCGCCCGCUCCCUCGAGGGCCGCAUGGUGGCCGCCUGGCAAGCGGCCAUCGUGCGCCCCGCGCGGCGCUGGGCGCGCGUGGCCGUCGGAGUCAAUGCCUGCGUAGAUGUUGUUCUGUCUGGUGUGAAGCUGUUAGAGGCACUUGGUCUUGAUCCUGGGGAUGGGAAAAAUCAUGCUGUCUUGAACUCCAGACAGGACCUGAAGGAAGCAUUCACUUACUUCAUGCAGAAAGGGGCAGCUGCUGAGCGCUUCUUCAGUGAUGCAGAGUCUUUCCACCACAUAGCACAGACAGCUUCAGAGUAUCCUGAUGCACAGCUUUAUGUAGGAGGAAACGCUGCUCUUAUUGGUCAGAAGCUUGCAGCAAAUCCAGACCUGAAGAUCCUUCUUUGUGGCCCAGUUGGCCCUAAACUUCAUGAACUACUUGAUGACAAUGUAGUUGUGCCACCUGAAUCUAUGCAGGAAAGAGAUGAAUUCCAUCUUAUCUUGGAGUAUCAAGCAGGGGAAGAGUGGGGACAAGUGAAAGCACCCAGUGCGAACCGCUUUAUCUUUUCUCAUGAUGUAUCAAAUGGCGCCUUAAAUAUGUUGGAAGUGUUUGUGUCUAGCUUGGAUGAAUUUCAGCCAGAUCUUGUGGUGCUCUCAGGACUUCAUAUGAUGGAGGGCCAGAGCAAGGAGAUGCGACAGAGACGACUUAUGGAGGCUGUGGCCUCCCUAUCUGAUAUCCCUACUGACAUUCCCAUACACCUGGAAUUGGCUAGUAUGACUGAUGAGGAUCUUAUGAGCAACAUUAUGCAUCAGCAGGUCUUUCCCCUGGUGAACUCUAUUGGGCUGAAUGAGCAGGAGCUGCUGUUCCUCACACAGUCUGCUUCUGGUCCCCAUGCCUCCCUUGCUUCCUGGAAUGGAGUUCCUGAUGUGGGUGUAGUCAGUGACAUCCUCUUCUGGAUCCUGAAGGAGCACGGGAGAACCACAGACAGGGUCUCUGAUCUCACACGGAUCCACUUCCACACCCUGGCUUACCAUAUCCUUGUUACAGUGGAUGGGUACUGGGACAACCAGAUUGCUGCUGUGGCUGCUGGAGCUAGAGCAGCAGGGAUGCAGGCCUGUGCAACAGAGACCAUUGAUACCAGCAAAGUCUUUCUUAAAGCUCCUCUGGAGUUUGUGACCUCCAAGACAGAGGCACCCUCCAAAAUAUCUUUAAACCCGGAUGAGCCAAUAGUGCGCUGGCACAGAGAAGGCAUCUCAUUCCACUUCACGCCUGUUUUGGUGUGUAAAGACCCUGUCCGGACCGUGGGACUUGGGGAUGCUAUUUCAGCUGAAGGACUACUAUAUUCAGAAGUAUAUCUUCAGUAGAAGACUAAGACCCAACUUUUUCUUCAAUACUGUAUGGUGUCUGAGGAAUCACAGUGUUCUCAUUAGGACUUCUACCAGUGGUGGUAUAGGAAUAGAAUUAGAAUUAGGGUGUGUACACUUUUCUGGAUAUAACUGAAAAAGAGCCAAAGAAUAAUUCCAGGUAUAAGCUGUCAGAUACAUUCCAGUCACUUGGCAGUGACUUGAACAUUUCACAUUUAAGUGCAGAGGUUUUAGUAUUUUAAAGCAAAGACUGGCUUUUCUCUGUCUUAAGCAUGUGGAGAGGGAAAUGAGUAUCCAGAUCCCUGUUUGGAGUAGGUUUGCUGUUCGUAACCGUGAAUCAGUCUUGUCUUAGUGCUUGAAAGUAUAGCAGCCAGGAGAAUUUCCUGCUUAUGAAUCCCAGGGAGACCACAGCCGUUCUCGGCCCUUUCUUGCUUCUGAUAAAGUAAAAAUAAAAGGCUCUUGCAUUGUCUUCUCACAGCACAUUGCUACAGGGCAAGAGCAAACCUUCUGCUUGCUUGGUGUGAUGAUGAAAUCUCUUACUGACAAAAUUACCUCUCAACCUCAGUGCCCCCAGCACUGGAGGGAGCCAGAGAUCCUGAAAUGUGAUGCACACCAUACCUACUCCUUAAAUGCACAGAGAAAACCUGACUCAAGACUGCAGUGGUUGUUUUGGGUAGCUAUCUGGUUGUCUCUGUUAUUUAUGGUAUUCAACUGAGCCCUAGUAGCCUGUACUUAGUUUUGGGGUAAAUAAAAGUGAAGAUAAUCAGGGCUUAUAUUUGGGGGAACAGCUUUAUUUGCUUGUUGGGAUAAUCCCCAAACUUUCCUGUGCUAGUUAUACACUAAAUACCAAGAGUUUCAGACAAAGGGGCUCACAGUUUGCUUCCUUUCCUAAUAGCAGGUGCUUAUAUCUGAUCUCGCUCAUCUUACAAAAAACCUAUUAGAUGCUGGAGCCUAAGAUUUUGUUUGAGAACUGUUGUGGCAAUUUUUUUCAGUUUCCCUGCGUCCCAUUCAGAAGGGUUAUUAGGCACAGUCCCUCUGGGGACUAAAAUGCUGUGAUGGCACCUUCCAGGUAAGAUUGGAGUGCAUCUCUUCUUUUUAUUUUGGAUGAAGUCACUGAUAAUAGUUUCUUUGCUCAGGACAGCCUUUGAAAUGGAAAAAGAAAUUAGAACUUGUGUGUCUCAUCACCAAAUGAUGCCUAGUAUCUUGGCAUAGCUAGUUUAGAAAUCUUGUUAAAUACUUUGUUUUUAUUUUUUUUCCUCUUGAUAGUAGCACCCUAUAUCAAUUGCACAGGAUAUUCUGCAUGAGAUCGAUAACAGGAUCUUGUGUUGUCCAUGUCUCCUGCCAGGAACUUUAAUGUAUUUGCAUAGCUAUCAUACGGAUUUUUCGGUAUAACUAAAUUAAAUGUAACCAGUGUAUCUAUGCAAGCCAGGACUGUACUAGAAUUUGUUUGAGGUCACUUAUCUGAAUGGGAGGAGUGAUAUGGAGUCAGUAUCACUUUGGCUGGAGUGAGCAGUUUUACAGUACUGAUGUCACAUUGCUGUCAGUGAUGUUUCCCUGUUGGAAAAAGCCAUUGCAAAAACUCUGUAAGGAUAAAAAUUGACAGCUAUAGUAACCUGUACUGACUUAUACACUGGCAGACAGUGUUCUGUGUUAUUUAACAACUUCUCCUUCCCCUCUGAGGAGAGUCUGUUUUGUAGUACUGGAGAGAGCCAGUCAGCACUAUGCUUGUCUCUAGCUUAGACCACCCUGAUCGUUCCGUGGGUCUUGGCAUUUGUCUCCAUGAGGAAUCGUCUCAACACUGGAAGUCUUUCUAUCCAGAACUUAUUUUUGAUAAAUUGUAGCAUGGGACUUGGAGAUCUGUUUUAGUCUUUCUAAAGAAAAAAAUU
Molecule: messenger RNA, 3416 nt
Organism: Rhea pennata
Lineage: Eukaryota; Metazoa; Chordata; Aves; Rheiformes; Rheidae
Gene: ADPGK
Product: ADP dependent glucokinase
Exons: 7
Coding region: 58-1530 (490 amino acids)
Biological process (GO): glucose metabolic process
Cellular component (GO): endoplasmic reticulum
Molecular function (GO): ADP-specific glucokinase activity
Source: RefSeq, a predicted model, not a curated record